Messenger RNA from Hipposideros armiger (great roundleaf bat), 6496 nucleotides. RefSeq names its product dystrobrevin alpha (gene DTNA). Gene Ontology annotation, biological process: synaptic signaling. NCBI's taxonomy places the organism in Eukaryota, Metazoa, Chordata, Mammalia, Chiroptera, Hipposideridae. The record is from RefSeq and is a predicted model, not a curated record. Bases 556 to 3066 code for a protein of 836 amino acids. Gene Ontology annotation, cellular component: plasma membrane; synapse. The transcript is spliced from 24 exons. Gene Ontology annotation, molecular function: zinc ion binding.
CGGGCGAGAAGUGGGCGCGGGGCAGGGAUGCUGCGAGCUGCCCCCGGCCGCCCGGUGCACCGCGAGGCGGGAGAUGCCCAUGACGCGCAGCCCCAGCUGCGCAGGGACCCCGGCCGCCCGCGGCGCCGGGGCGCGGGCACCGGAGGCUCGGCUCCCGGAGCAAGGGCAGGCGCCGCGCACCCGGCAAAGUCAAGAGUGGCAGCGGACCGCCAGCGCCGGCGGGGGCAGGGAAUCACCCCAACGCCCACUCGCGGGGUUCCCACCUGUGCGCCGACGCUGGACGCGGCGAGCGCGAAGCAUGUGCCGGGCGCCGCAGCCAGGACUGCGGCUCGGCGCCUCCCCCGGCGGCGGGCGGCGCCUCGGGCCCGCGGGGCGGCUGUAGCUGCUGCGGCAGGAUGGCCGGCCCGGGGGCGCGGGGCCGCGCAGAUAAAUAGAAUUUACCAGUCCCUGGAUGAAGUGCUUGGGAAGUCUUCAAAUGCCAUAAUCAACUGCCAUUUCAAAGAAAAAAGUAGAUGCUUUUGAAAAGUUCAUGCUGUUUCUUCAUUGAAUUUUAGAAUGAUUGAAGAUAGUGGGAAAAGAGGAAAUACCAUGGCAGAAAGAAGACAGCUGUUUGCAGAGAUGAGGGCUCAAGAUCUGGACCGCAUCCGACUCUCCACAUACAGAACAGCCUGCAAGCUUAGGUUCGUUCAGAAGAAAUGCAAUUUGCACCUGGUGGACAUUUGGAAUGUCAUAGAAGCACUGCGAGAAAAUGCUCUGAACAACCUGGACCCAAACGUAGAACUCAACGUGGCCCGCUUGGAGGCUGUGCUCUCCACCAUUUUUUACCAGCUCAACAAACGGAUGCCAACCACUCACCAAAUCCACGUGGAGCAGUCCAUCAGCCUCCUGCUUAACUUCCUGCUGGCAGCCUUUGAUCCGGAAGGCCAUGGCAAAAUUUCAGUAUUUGCUGUCAAAAUGGCUUUAGCCACAUUAUGUGGAGGGAAGAUCAUGGACAAAUUAAGAUAUAUUUUCUCAAUGAUUUCUGACUCCAGUGGGGUGAUGGUUUAUGGACGAUAUGAUCAAUUCUUGCGGGAAGUUCUCAAACUACCCACAGCAGUUUUUGAAGGUCCUUCAUUUGGUUACACAGAACAGUCAGCUAGAUCCUGUUUCUCUCAACAGAAAAAAGUCACAUUAAAUGGUUUCUUGGACACGCUCAUGUCAGAUCCUCCCCCACAGUGUCUGGUCUGGCUACCCCUUCUGCAUCGACUGGCAAAUGUAGAAAAUGUCUUCCAUCCGGUGGAGUGUUCCUACUGCCACAGUGAGAGUAUGAUGGGAUUCCGCUACCGAUGCCAACAGUGUCACAAUUACCAGCUCUGUCAGGAUUGCUUCUGGAGGGGACAUGCCGGUGGUUCCCAUAGCAACCAGCACCAAAUGAAGGAGUACACAUCAUGGAAAUCCCCUGCUAAGAAGCUAACUAACGCAUUAAGCAAGUCUCUGAGCUGUGCUUCCAGCCGUGAACCUUUGCACCCCAUGUUCCCUGACCAGCCAGAGAAGCCACUCAACCUGGCCCACAUUGUUGAUACUUGGCCACCCAGACCUGUAACCAGCAUGAAUGACACCCUGUUCUCCCACUCUGUCCCCUCCUCAGGAAGUCCUUUUAUUACCAGGAGGUUACCUGAGGGGAUAAGUGCCUACAGCCCCAUGGCUGAGGAGCAUAUGCUCAUAAAGCUGUAUGUAAAUCAGCUUGACCACAGCGCACGCUCUCCUCCCAAGGACAGUGAAGUAGAGCAGAACAAACUGCUGGCUAGGGCUGCUCCAGCUUUUCUGAAGGGCAAAGGGAUACAGUACAGCCUGAACGUGGCAGACAGGCUAGCUGAUGAACAUGUUCUCAUCGGGUUGUAUGUCAACAUGCUCCGGAACAACCCAUCAUGUAUGCUUGAGAGUUCAAACCGGCUUGAUGAAGAACACAGGCUGAUCGCCAGGUAUGCGGCAAGACUGGCAGCAGAGUCCACUUCAUCUCAGCCAACUCAGCAGAGAAGUGCUCCUGACAUCUCCUUCACCAUUGAUGCAAAUAAGCAGCAAAGGCAGCUGAUCGCAGAACUAGAAAACAAGAACAGAGAAAUCUUACAGGAGAUUCAGAGGCUGCGGCUAGAGCAUGAGCAAGCUUCUCAGCCCACUCCAGAGAAGGCACAGCAAAACCCCACUCUGCUGGCAGAGCUCCGGCUCCUCAGACAGCGCAAGGAUGAGCUAGAACAGAGAAUGUCUGCUCUCCAGGAGAGCCGGAGAGAGCUAAUGGUCCAGUUAGAAGGUCUCAUGAAGCUACUUAAGACCCAGGGGGCAGGUUCCCCUCGCUCCUCCCCCAGCCACACCAUCAGCAGGCCCAUCCCCAUGCCCGUCCGGUCAGCGGCGCCAGCCUGCUCCACCCCGACUCACACACCUCAGGACUCUCUCACAGGGGUAGGUGGAGAUGUACAGGAGGCGUUUGCACAAAGUUCAAGAAGAAAUUUAAGGAAUGACUUACUCGUAGCAGCGGAUUCCAUCACUAACACCAUGUCCUCUCUCGUGAAAGAACUGAAUUCUGAGGUGGGGAGUGAAACAGAGAGUAAUGUGGAUUCUGAAUUUGCACGGACUCAGUUUGAGGAUCUGGUUCCAUCGCCAACCUCUGAAAAGGCUUUUCUAGCACAAAUCCACGCCCGGAAACCUGGUUACCUUCACAGUGGAGCUACCCCAAGCACCAUGCGCAGUGACAUGGUUACAGAAGAUGGGGAUGCCUAUGUGCAGCCCGAGGAUGAGAACUAUGAGAAUGACUCAGUCCGGCAGCUGGAGAAUGAGCUCAAGAUGGAGGAAUACCUGAAACAGAAGCUGCAGGAUGAAGGCUAUCAGGCAAGCUAUAGUCAGAUGAUGAAAGUAACAUGCAAGCUGGUGAUGAAGGGGAGCGCUGCACCCACCCCCACAGAGGAGAAGACAGCAGCCUGGCAGCAACCUCACCGGAGAGAGGAACCACCACACACAGCAACUCCUGACAGACCCCCCCCAGCCCUAAAGACGUGUUCUGCUGACUAUAGUGCAGCUAACUUUGUGUUCUAAGAUUUGUAGUUCCUAAGUGUGUGUUUUAAGAAGGAAAAAAAAAAAGACUGUUUAAAGCUAACUUAUCAGCUACAUCUUCGGUAACAUGGCUCAUCCCCGAUUAAAAAAAAAAAAAAACAACCACAGGCUGAAAACCCAUGCUGCUGUUACUUAGGAUUAACAAGCAUUUUAAACCUUUGCACAUAAUAUGGAACCUGUUCCGUUUACAAUGACAAUAUUAAUACUAUUUAUAGCUAGAAGUUUGAUUUCUGAAUUCUUUGAGAUUUUAGCAAAACAGUUUAUUCUACAAUGGACAUAUUUUUUUUUCCACAGCAACUGGAAAAAAACAACCACUUGCAAUUAUUCACUGACCCUGAGGGAUUUGGUUCCUGAGUGUACAAACUCAGAGCCCGGACGCCAAGAAGGGUCCUUGGGCCUGCACGGUCUGCAGUUGUCUGCAAGUCUCUGUGAGCAGUGACUUGAACCAAACACACCAGGAUAGUCCAGUCUCUGGGGCUUCUUUCCAACUUGAGGUUGUUUUCUUUCAAGAUACUCUAACAAGUCAGCCAUAGAAUUUAGUGUAAAUAUUUUUUUCAAAUAGACAUCAUAUCCAAAAAAAAAAAAAGGCAACAUUCAAAUUAUAGAGAAUUUAGUUUUUAAAAUCAGCACAGAUCUUCUUAAAAACUGUGAACUAUGUUUUGAAAUACUCGUUACUAAAGCUGUUUAUAAACCACAGGUGCCAUAAGAUCCCCAAGCGGACUAGAGUGAUCUCUGCUCUUCCAUGGUUGUGUUCUUUUCAUAUUAGCUUUAGGGAGCAUGUUUCUAACAGCACCGCUCAUCCACAAGUUCCCCUAUCAGGUUGUUUGGAGGCCUUCAGCUUUAAAUGUACAGGCUUAAAGUGCGCUUGCAAAAAACGUUCACUCUCCUUUUAUUUCUGAAUGUUUAUUGCCUUAGCUGGCUACCUGGUGUUCUGCAUGCAGCCUUCUGUGGUCAUGUGACAGGAAACGGGCUCUUCUAAGUUGAGUUAGGAUUUUGCACUCGGGGAAAUGCUGAUGUGCAAAAGAAAGGUCAAAGAAGGGAGAAUGAAAGGCUCUGUGGGCGGUCCUUCAUGAGGGCCCUUUUUUGGGGAGCUCUGAAGACCUCCCUCAGGGAUUCUUGGGAAAUGAAAGAGUAACCUAUGUUUGCAAAAUUUGAUGAAAUAAAAAUCCUGCAGCAUAUUGGAUACAUUAUACUUAAAUUGGCAGCUUCUCUGGAAUUCCUGCUUCUCCUUUAAAAGAGAGAACAGUGGUUCUCAAAGUGUGUUCCCUGAGCCGGAAGCAUCAGCAUCACCAGGGAAUUUAUUUAGAAAUGCAAAUUCUUAGGCCCCUACACCUACCAAAUUUGAAACCUGGGGGCUGGACCCAGCAAUCUGUGUUUUAAUAAGGUGAUUCUGAUGCACACUAAAGGUUGAGAACCACUGCUUUAAAAUAAAGUUGUAUAAUCAAAUUUCUGAAAAAGCCUUAUUCAGAGUAAACAAAGGUUCUGAGUCAACCUCAAAGCUUCAGCGAUUUGAUUUUGCUUCUAGGGCUGGCAGAAACCUUCUCCAACUCCACCUAGUUGGUAGUUGGUGGAUACCCAAAUGAGAGCAGACAUGCUGACAUCUUCCAGCUCCCCCUUCAGAGGGCUCUAAGAUGUUCUUGUCUCUGCAUUUGAUCAGAAACCAUCUCCUUGGCUGCCCUUUGGAACAAAAUCACUUGCCUUGGGGACAGUAAAGCUCUUGGUUGGCAUUAAUAAGGAGCCCAUUCUGUCCAAUAAUGUACUUAAUUAUACUUCCUUCCAGAGAACCAGUCUGACAAAUGUCCCUGAGAACAGGCUGACACCAAAGUGGUACAACUGCACAGUUCUCAGAUUUCUUUGCACAGAUGGAUUUUAUUGCGGGUUUUGUUGUUAUGUCUUAAUGUUCAUCUCCUUUCCACUGCCCAUCUUCUGUGAAACCAUACCUCUCUAGAUGGAGCAGGUGGUCCCUGGUGCCUCAUACUCAGUACUUAAAACCACUACAUCUCAGUUACCUACAUUACUUUCAGCUCUAAAUCGUAGUCAGGUAGUUCUUGAACUCAGAACUCUGACCCUGAAAGUGGCAUUCAGCCACUGACUGGACUGAGCUGACAUCUAUUGUCACUAGAUGUUUCUACAUCAGAAUGUUUAUCUAAGGUUUGAACUGUUUUGCUGAUAAUCUUCCCCCCUUGUCAUAGCUUUCAUUGCCAACUCCAUCACAUGGUUGUUGAUACCAUCGUACAAAGCCAUUGCAAGGACUCUGGAAACUGCUGCCAAUGACCAGUUCCCGACUAACCAGCCACCUUUUCUUUCUCUUAGCUCCACGUCAGCACUGAGACCAGACUCAAGCACCCCUGUCCUGUAAUCGAGACAAAAUGGCAUGUGUUGUUUUGGGUUUUUGUGGUUUUUGGUGGGUUUCUUUCCUUGGCUCUCCAAAUUUACUUUUGGGGCCUGUCCUAAGUGCAAACCCAGCAGGUUUUACCUAUCCUGAAAAUUAGAUACAAAUAUAUCUUGCAAGGGGUGUUUCUUUCUUGUUUCACAAUGAAUUGCACAUCCAUCUCCAUCAGAGAAGAUGGCCUAUUAAUGAGCACUGGUCUAACACAGCCAACCCUCCUCCACAGCACCAUGUUAAUGGAGGAGGGAAGAGUGUGAAAUCUACUGUACGGAAUACAGAAAUCAGUUGUGGUUGGACGUCGGGGUAAGUUUGGUUGGUCAGAAGGAGAUGUGCUGGAGAUUGUGAAAAAUGGAUUCUUGAAUGAUAAGGCAGGGAAGGUUCAUUUGUAAGUAGUAAUGUGAACUGAAUUGCGUAAGAACGUGGCCUUGUUGUGAUAUACUAUGUAUUUUCUUAUAUGCAUGAGCCAAACCGUUGCAUCAUAAUUUAGCACUAAUGUCUGCUUUUAUUUUGAUCAUCUUUGUCCACCCUUAUUAGUUCUUGGCUGUUAACUGUAGAUAAACUCAUACAUAUAGCAACUUUUGGUUGCUGCAGUCACCUUGGUUCGAUUCCAUGCAAGGAGCCACAAACGAGAACUCCACUGUGUCCUCAGAAGAAAGGGCAUUUUUACUUUUGAACCAAAAAGAAAAAAAAAAUCAGAAGCAUUACAUCGUGAGGCUAAUUAACUGUAAGACAUUUUUAAUUAUGACUACUGUAAUUUGACACCAUUUGAAGUAACCAAUUCAGAGAGACACUAAAGAUUUCACAAUAUUCAUUGGUAUUGUAACAAAACUACUAUUGUAUGGGGUUUUUUGUAUUGCUGUUAAGUAUUGUUUUGUGUGUGUGUGUGUGUGUGUGUGUGUGUGUGUGUGUGUGUGUUGGAACCUCCUGGGGACAUGUUAUAUUUUGAAGUGAUUAAACUAUUUAAUUGUGUGUCUAUAUUUUGGAAUGGAGUUAUUUCUUCAUUAAAAAAUGUUUUUAAAAGCA